AAUUGAGCAGUUUCAGUGGGAGGGUGCGCGACCCUCUUGGAUGCAUACGUCGCGUUCGAUUGAGGUUAUUUACGUUUUUUAAAUGGUUGAAUCAUGUUCAAGGGAUUCAGCCACAUAUGUGUGGUUAUAGUUUACGCCUUCGUCGUCCACGUUCAUGGAUGGGAGUUAAAUAGCGGAGAUACGAAAGGUGGAGUAGCCUCGGAGUUCAGCCACCACAGUAUCGUAACUCCUCGAGUCACACACUCAAGAACCAAAAGGAGUCUCGAGUCUACGAGAGAGAAGGAUGGUCACGCCCAUGACAUUACUUUAGGUCUCACUAUAAAUGAUGAAGAUAUUUUAGUAGAUUUACAGUUGCAAAGGGAUUUGUUACCCAGAGAUUAUUUUGAGAAAUAUUACCACAAUGGGUCGCAGUACAUCCAGAGACCAAGCGCCGGGGAUGUUGAUCUGUGCCAUUAUCAAGGAAUAAUUCGAGGGCGAAUCGGGUCCUGGGCUGCGGUCUCCACCUGUAGCGGUUUAAGCGGUGUGGUGUUUGAUGGAGAGGAAGUCCAUUACUUGGAACGCAUUCCCGAUACGACAGCAGCUAAUAUAGAGAGUCCUCAUUACCUCUUCAGACAUUCAGACGUCAUUCCACAAAAUUAUUCUUGUGGAUACUCAGGGAAACCUCAUCCUGUUCGUGACCUUUUUCAUGAUGAGAACUUUAAAAGAUUGCUCAGAUACAAGCGUAGCAGUGAUGGUAAUAGCAACAUCCGGGGCCCUUAUAAUGCCAAUGCCCUUUCAAGAUAUGUCGAAUUGGUUUUGGUGGCAGACAAGUCCGAGUAUGAAAAGCAUGGCCACAAAAUUAAGAAAAUAUAUCAGCGAUGUAAAGACAUUGCCAAUAUAGUUAAUGCGCUAUACCGACCGCUCAACAUAUUUAUCGCUCUGGUCGGAGUAGAGGUUUGGAAGGAUGAAGAUCAGGUUGAAAUCUCGUCUGAUGGUGACAAGACGCUGACAAAUUUCCUCAACUACAGGAAAGUGAGACUUAUCCGAGAACACCCGAAUGAUAAUGCACAAUUGCUUAUAGGAACACAGUUUGCUGCCGGUGUUGUAGGAAAAGCUUUGAAAGGUCCAAUUUGCACUUAUCAGUAUUCUGGUGGGGUCAACAUGGACCACAGUGAUACAGUUGGUUUGGUGGCUACAACAGUUGCUCAUGAGAUGGGUCAUAAUUUUGGUAUGGAGCAUGAUACAGAGGAGGAGUGCGAAUGUCCCGAUAAAAGAUGCAUCAUGGCCCCUUCAUCAGGCUCAAAGAGUCCAACACAUUGGAGUAGUUGCAGCUAUGAAUACUUAGCCUUAUCAUUUGAACGUUCCAUGGAUUAUUGUCUGCGAAAUAAGCCCACUAGUCUCUUUGAUUCACCUGUGUGUGGCAAUGGAUUUGUGGAAUCUGGAGAACAGUGCGAUUGUGGAUUGCCGGAUUACUGCACUAAUCCUUGUUGCAAUGCAUCUGCAUGUAUGCUGUAUGCUAAUGCAACUUGUGCAACAGGACACUGCUGUGACCUGGAGACUUGUGGGCCAAAACCUGCUGGGGUGCAGUGCCGUGCCUCCGUCCAUGAGUGUGAUUUGCCUGAAUACUGCACUGGUCAUUCUGAAUAUUGUCCUGAAGAUGUUUUCAAAGCUGAUGGGCAUCAGUGUUUAGCAGGACAGGCAUUCUGUCAUUCGGGUAUGUGUCGUACCCAUGAGGAACAGUGUAAGCUCCUAUGGGGCCCAACUGGGCAGAAUUCUGAUGAUAGAUGUUACAUGAUGAAUACUCAAGGAAGUCAUAAUGGAAACUGCGGCUAUAACUGGGUGAAUGAUACCUACUAUAAAUGCAACGAUGGGGAUGUCAAAUGUGGUAUGUUGCACUGCAUGCAUUUAAAUGAACGGCUGGAGUUUGGUAUGGAAAGCGUCAGCAAAGUGUCCCACAGUUUCCUCAAGGGCAAUAAGGGAGUUAUACCUUGCAGGGUAGCCCUGGUGGAUAUGGGAUUAGAUAUGGUAGACCCUGGUCUUGCCCCAAAUGGAGCAAAAUGUGGUAGAGGGAAGAUGUGUGUUGAUCAGCGUUGUAUGCCUGUUGGCAGUCUAAAAGUUGCCUCCUGCAACUGUAAUGGGCAUGGAGUUUGUAAUAAUAAUGGCCACUGUCAUUGUGAUAUAGGAUUUGCACCACCAGACUGCCUCUACCCAGGCUUAGGAGGUUCAGAAGACAGUGGACCUGCAUCAAACCCUCAUGCCACAAACACUUUUGUUGUCGGUAUGUUCAUCUUCUUCCUCGGCAUUGUACCUGCCAUAGUAUUGGUGAUGUGUCUUGUGUAUUACAUCCGAGGAAACCUCAAACUUUGGUGGGAGACAAAAGGGAGACCUGCCACAUCCAAGUUACCUAGAGUUGAUCCAAACAAAAGAAGCCAUCGGCCCCCUGGUUCUUUGUGCAUUGAAGUUGCUGAUGGCAGUCGACCAGUUGUAAGUAAUGGUGCUGGAAUAACUACAAGUCCUCGGUCUCCAACACCACCGUCAUCUCAAGGUUCUAAAAGCAACAGUCCUUUGCUUAAUGGUCAUGCAAAAUCAGUGGAUGGUGCGGGCGUUCCUGGAAAACCUUCACAACUUUUAGGAGGGUUCUUUGGUAAACAUGAAGGUUUUACAUUAUCUCCAUUAAAAGAAAAAUCUCUUCCUGGUUCAAAAACUAAUGGUGAUGUCCCACCACCUAUUCCACCUCCUCCAGCAACAAACAUUACUUCGUCUGCUCAAGUCACUCAUACUAAUAGUAGCAGCAGUAACUCAAAUAAUGCUUUGGCUGCUAGCUGGCGCGGAAAGUUUAAUCAGCCAAGUCAGACACCAUCUGCAGGGUCAGGAAUGAAAAUCACCAUUAGUGGUCCUAGUUUACAAGGAUCUACGAAUCCUGCAAUAGCAAGCCAUGUUUCCAAUUCGGUAAUACCUAGCAGGGCUGCUCCACAGCCCCCCGAUGUGAAAGCAGAACCCCCAUCAUCAGCAUCUAAUGACGUGCCACCUGUGGCGGUAAUUACGCCUACUCGUCGUGCGCCGUCUUUGGCUGCCCGACCACUCUCUGUACCUGAUGCUGCUACAUUAGUUGCUCAAGCUAACCAGCAAAUUGAAUCACAAGAUCAUGAAAGCAAAUCACAUGAAGGAGACAAGCAGUCUAAAGUUGCAAGGCUUGCUUCCUUCUUAAUUAAAAAAGAAAAACAAGGGAAUGAGAAUGAAGAUCUUGAAGCUUGUCGUUCUAAUACCUUACCCAGAAAAGCCGCCAAAAUCAAACGUGAAAGUUUAAUGCAACUAGAGAUUUCUGCACCAAUGCAACUGCAUGCCACAGAGUUGCCUGCAAAUUUAGUUCCAGUCAGGACAGCUCCUGAUCCUCCCAUGCCAAGCAAUCUUAAACCAAGCCAGGUUAAAGCUUCUCAGGAGGAGGCUAGCAAACCUAGCAAAGUUUCUUGGGCUCCAUCUGUACCUGAAGAUAAGGUAAAAACUCCAAAUUCAGGUGAUACAAGAUCAAAUAUCAGAGUCAUGUGGACUCCACCAGUUAGUGAAAAAGAUAAGGAUACCAACAUGGAACUGCAGCGUAUAGGGAGCAUGCGAGAGACACCAGUUACCAUUCGACCAAAUAUUCCUAAGUUUGGCUCUAUGCGAGCCCCUCGGCCAAAAAGUUUACCCCCAACUAGGCCAUCAGAACCCCCCCCUAGACCUCCUUUACCUACAAUCCCUGGAACACCUGAUUCAGACUCUUUUUAUGAUGACUGUCUUAAUGUUCAAGGAAGUCCAACUUUAGCACACAUAGAUGAAGACUUGUCUCCUGAGAACAUAUAUGCUACCAUUGAAGAGAAAACACCAGAGAAAGAGCCUGCAUUGGAAGAAGUAACCUAUACAGCUCAAGAUAUGCCUGACAGCAAGAAGGAAAAGAAGUCCAUAUUUUCCUUUUUAUACAACAAGCCAAAGAAGAAAGCAACUAAAGAGAAAGUUAUAUCAGACGAAGUCCCUAGUGAACCAAUUUAUACAAAUCUAAUUGAAUCUCCCCCCGAGGGAGAAGGACUAGGUAAUGUAGUAGUAAAAAAACCUGAUGAAUCUCCUUUAACUAGUAAUACAUCUUCAUCUGUCACCUCUCCAACCCCAGAUUUUCAUGAUAGUAACAGAACAAGUUGUGGUAGCUCAGAGGAUGGUGGAUUACUUUCAGAAAUUGUCACAGAACUUUCCACUCGUGAUGCAGAGUACGGUAGUACAUUAUCAAAAAAUAAAAAGAAAAAUAAAAAUGCUGUCACAGCAGGUACCGAGAUCUCUGCUGCAUCUGAUUUAGCAAGUAAUAAAUCAUCCAGCAAUACAACAUUGGCUAAAAGCACAUCAUAUCCGUUUGGGUCUGAAAAGAAUUCUAGUGCCUCAAAAGCAUCAUCUUCAUCAGCAACAGUUUCACCCACAAACAUUCCUAGUACUUCAGAAGAUACAUCUCAAAACAUAACCAACAGCAGUAGCAGCAAAGUAAAGUCAUCAUCAUCUGGUUUUGUACCACGAGGAGUAUUUUCUUAUCUUGGCUCUGGGAAAUCUAAGGCACCUGUAACAACAGUGCCUAGCACAUUUUCAUCCACGUCCAUAAAGGGUGCAGGAAUUUCUCCUCCCAUUGUUACUUCAUCACCAAGCACAGUAUCUUCAAAAAACAACACUAUGCUGUCUACAUCAAAACCUACUGAAAGACCUGCAGGACAGAAAAAUGUGUCACCGAGUGGACCGGAUGUUAUUAAGCCAGUAAUUUCACCAAGUAUAAGCACUAUAGGCGAUAAUGAUCGCAGUCAGAGAAUUAAUUCUUUAAAAUCCAGUUUCCUUUCUACAAAUCCAAAAGAGACAGAGCCUAGCAUUAGUGCCCCAUCUAGCACUGCCACUACAACCGUAGGUGCCACAUCAGCCUUAAGUAAUACUACAACAACUGUUGGUCCACUUAAAUCCACCGCAACUUCAAGUGGAAUGCCUUCUUCCCAGCGACCUAGUAGGCCUGUAUUUCCUCCAGAUAAAGUGGUCUUUCCCCCUGAUAAAGUAAUUAGUUCAACAAGCUCAGAAGCAGAAGGUUCAAGCAAGAAAAACACUUCAUCUAAGAAGGAGCCAGCAACUGCAGAUAAAGAUGCAGAUGUGACUUCGCCAACCUCUGGACAAAAUACUGCAAGGGGCAGAGGUGCUUCUCCUGUUUCAAAAGUCACUUCACCAGGUAACAAGACUGGAAGAGUUUUAUCACCAACACGUGGUAGUACACCAGUGCGUGGAACUACCCCUUCUAGAAACAUUGCAACAACUGGUAGUGGAAGAGGUGAUAAGAGUCGUAGUACGACGCCACAGCCAGGGGCAGUAAAGAAACCAAUGACUGUUGCAAAUAAUAAAACAGAUCAGAAGACUGUUAACAAAGCAGAAAAACCUGCAAAUAAGAUGUCUGAAAAAGUUGCCCCCAAAGUCACAGAAAAACAAGGGCCUAAAGUAACAAAUCAAGCAGUGGAAAAGCCAACAGUGAAAAAAGCCCCUAUAAAAUCUUCAUCAGUAUCUAGUAGUAAGCCUACAGGAACAGCAACUUCAAAUAAGCCUUCUGGUUCUGGAGUUGGUAGAGCAGGACGCAUCAGUAAUUCUCAUGUAGCGUCAUUACAACAAAAAUUUGAGAAAAAAGAAACUGAGGGUCAGGAAGCAAAGCCAUUAACCAAGGCACCCUCCAGGAAAAGCCAAGAAGUGAAACCGGUUGUAGCACCAAAACCAAAGUAAAGUUUAUUUUGAAAGGUUUUGCAGUGAUUAUCUUUUGUUGUUUGAAGUGGGAAAUUGGUGUUUUCUUGCUUUUCAUUUAAUUCUGUGUCAAUAUCAAAAUAAGUGCUGUUAUCAAAGAGAAAGUAUUGAAGUGAUAGAGAUGUUGUUGGUGUUAUAUAUAAAUCGUUAAACAAAUUUAUAUAUAUACAGUAUAAUAUAAACAAUAAUCCUUUUAUAAAGGAAUGACAGGUCUUACCGCCCAUACAUAGCAAGUGAUGCUGUGAUAAAAGUAGAACUGGAAAAUUUUAUUUAGAGAAUUAGCUUUAUGUAUCUUGAUACUUUUUUAAAUAUUGGUUGAUGUGUAAAACAUUUUUUUUAUCUGUUUAUAUUAGAUAGAAGCCGUCAUGUGUUAUGCAGUUAUGAUACCAAGUUGGGAUAUUGAUAUUAAGAGACUAUUUUAUAUAAACCAAAGAUAAUUCUUUUUAUUUAACAGUAUUAGUAACCCUUCUUAACCACAGUUGCAGUUUUUAAAUGAAGACAAAUUAGUGCUGAUGUGACAGCACUGGUUAUCCCUAGUCCAUCUGUAGUUUUUUUUUUCUUUUUUUGGGGGGAGGGAACAUUUAUACACAUU
Molecule: messenger RNA, 6349 nt
Organism: Macrobrachium nipponense
Lineage: Eukaryota; Metazoa; Arthropoda; Malacostraca; Decapoda; Palaemonidae
Product: mucin-2-like
Exons: 17
Coding region: 94-5739 (1881 amino acids)
Biological process (GO): membrane protein ectodomain proteolysis
Molecular function (GO): metalloendopeptidase activity
Source: RefSeq, a predicted model, not a curated record